UUUAGAGCCUAGCUUCACACACACAGAGAGCUUGUACAGGCAGAAGUCUGCUACAAUGAGGACAACACCAUGGGCAAUGGCUCUGGUCAUACUUCAUGUCACACUGUGUUCCAGUCAAUCAGAAAAUAAUUUCUUGAUGUACGACAAAAAUGUAAACAAAUGCCUAAAAGGCUAUCAGCCUCUGAAGCUGUUCUACUGUGAUUCCAACCAACUGAGUCAGCAGUUCCGCUGGACAUCCAACGACCGCAUCCUUAAUGUUCAGAUGAGCAGAUGUCUGGGAGCUGGGAGCAAAUCGGACGGCUCAGGCCUGCAGUGGUACAUCUGUGAUGAAACAAGUGAUCUCCAAAAGUGGGAGUGCAAGAAUGGCACACUGUUAAAUCUGAAGGGAACCAAUCUUUUCUUAUCUCAAGAUGAAAACAAAGUUCUGAAACUCACCCAAGACAUUGGAGCUGCUAGUCAGUGGUUAAUACAUGGCACUGCAGAGGGCCUUUGCUCACAGCCAUACCAAGAGCUGUACACAAUUGGGGGCAACGCCUAUGGUAGUCCAUGCCAUUUUCCAUUCAAAUAUGAGGGAAAUUGGUACUCAGACUGUAACCUACUACAGACUUGUUUGACUGACAGAGACUACCCGAAUGGUUGGGGCUUCUGUCCCACUAAAUCAACUAAGGACUGGAAGAAAAAUCCAGUGACUGGCGUCUUUUACCAGGUCAACGAAAACUCCGCCCUCACUUGGCACCAAGCCAGAAGGAGCUGUCAGCAGCAGGACUCAGACCUGCUGAGUAUAACUGAGCCCCAGGAGCAAACCUACAUAUCAGGUAUCACAAGUGGAUUUCAAACUAUUUUUUGGAUUGGGCUAAACCAACUGAACACUGAGAGCGGCUGGCAAUGGACAGAUGGAUCUCCAUUUCGCUACCUGAGAUGGGAUGUUGGCCAGCCAAGCCGUGCUGAGGGAUGGUCUUGUGCUUCCUUGAACACCAUAGAAACUAAUUCCUGGGAAAACAAGUUGUGUUCAAAAAAGCAUGCAUAUAUUUGCGAGAAAAGAACCACGAUUCCUGCUGUUACUCCAGGGCCACCUGUUUCUUGCAGUGCUCCAUGGAUUCCAUAUGCAGGUCACUGCUAUUUUCUGAAUCGUACAAAGAACACAUGGAAGGAUUCUAACAGUCAGUGUUUGAAUGCUGGUGGACAUUUAGUAAGCAUUCAUGACAUAGAGGAGCAAAGCUUUGUGCUCUCACAGCUUGGAUACAUGGAGACAGAUAAGCUGUGGAUCGGUCUGAAUGACCAAAAGACACAGCUUCUGUUUGAGUGGAGCGAUCAGUCUCCCGUCACGUUCACCACAUGGGACACUGAGGAGCCAUCUCACCACCGCUCUGUACUGGAGGACUGCGUCCUGAUGGGGGGCAAAGAUGGAAAGUGGGCAGAUACCAGUUGUGAAGAAAAGAAUGGGUUCAUUUGUAAAAGAGCUGGAAACUCUCAAUCUUCCUCUAAAUCUGAGACUGAGAACACUGGCUGCAAAGCUGGAUGGAUCAGGUAUGGCUACAACUGCUACUUUGUUGGAUCAACAACAAAGGCAUUUGAUGAGGCAAAGAAGAGUUGCCAAGACAGUGGAGCUCACCUGGUUGACAUACCAAACAGAGUAGAGAAUGCCUUCCUCAUCAGCCUGGUGGGAGCCAGACCAGAGAAGCACUUCUGGAUUGGGUUGUCUAACCAAAGAGACCGUUACACGUUUGAAUGGUCCAACUCACAAAAUGUCCCCUACACUCACUGGAAUACACGUAUGCCAGGCCAAAAGCAGGGUUGUGUGGCCAUGACGACUGGGACUUUGGCCGGACUGUGGGAUGUGCUGAGCUGCUCCAACAAGGAGAAGUACAUCUGCAAGCACCAGGCCCAGGGAGUGGUGACCACCCCAGCCCCACCUACCUCACCCGCUCCCAGCUGUGCAGAGGGAUGGAAACCCCUGGGAGUCAGACACUUCUGUUACAAGUUGUAUUAUGAAGAAAGAACUUGGUUUGAAGCUUUGGCGUUUUGUAGAUCUAUUGGUGGGGAUUUGAUAAGUAUUCACAGUCAUUUGGAUCGACUCAAAGUUGAACAGGAAGAUGAUCAUGCAUGGAUUGGUUACAGCGCUGCAGAUCCUAAUGUUGGCUACACAUGGUCUGAUGGGUCUUCAUCCUCUUUCACAAACUGGGCGCCAGAAGAGCCAAAUAAUAAAAACAAUAUGGAGAAUUGUGCUCUAGUUUAUUUUUCAUCGAUGACGUGGAAUGACUUUGCUUGUGAAAGGAAUCUGAAAUUCAUUUGUGAGAUACGAAAAGGGAUGACCCCUUUGGAAUCCAAUGUUACCAUUCCAAGUUAUAAUGUCACAGAAGAUGGAUGGAUAGAAUUCGACGGUCAUCAGUAUUAUAUCAAAAAGUACCGAAUGGAACAAAUGGAGGAUGCUCAAAAAAUUUGCAAAAAAGGACAUGGGGACCUUGCUGUAAUCGAUAGUGAGGCAGAGAGAUUGUUUCUGUGGAAACAGAUUCAAAAGGCAUAUCGUGGAUUUUACAUUGGACUGAAAAUAGACUUGGAUCAAAACACAGAGUGGAUGGAUGGGACUCCAGUGGAUUUUCAAAGAUGGGAUGAAAACCAACCAAACUUUGUAUCCAAUGACGAGACCUGUGUGAAAAUGGAUUCUUCCUUUGGUCUCUGGUCUGUCACUAACUGUGGUAAAACUUUGGGAUUUAUUUGUGAGCGUCAUGAAACUCCUGCUGCAAACGCUACACUGGCGGCUCCUACUGAGGGCCCUAAGGGAGGCUGUGCCCCUGACUGGACUAAAUACAGAGAACAUUGCUACAAAGCUCAGUUUGAAAAGAAAAAAUGGACAGAAGCCAGGUCAUACUGCAAAGCAGUGGGUGGGAAUCUGGUAUCUAUUCUAAAGAGAGAUGAACAAGCGUUUCUGACAACCAUGGUGGCAGAUGCGCCACAUGAUUUGUGGAUUGGCCUGCACACCCUUUUAAGCCCUUUCAGUCCCGUGUGGACUGAGGGAAAGAAGCUCAUCUAUAACAACUUUCAGAAUGGCGGCUAUGCAAGAUUUCCGUACUGGUCACAUUUUAGGCGGGAAUAUUGUACUGCAAUUAUUACCAAACCUAGAACAGCUUUUGGCAAGUGGAAAAAAUGCGAAUGCUCUGAGAAUAUGGGAUUUAUCUGCAGACGACCCACUGAUAAUCAAAUCAUACCACAGACGACAGUUCUGCCCCAAUCAUACAUCAAGAUUGGGAACGACUCCUUCAAGGUGGAGUCAAACAAUCUGACCUGGUGGGAGGCCAAGAAGAGGUGUGAGGCAGAUGGAGCCCAGCUGGCCAGCAUUCGGGACAGCAUCACCCAAGCCUACAUAGAACUGCAACUCCGCAAACUCAAGCAGCCCAUGUGGAUUGGCCUCAAUAAAAAUAUGACCGAUGGUUACUUUAGAUGGAUUGAUAAUUGGCCCCUAAGUAUGGAGAACUGGAAAUUUUCACAACCCGGAAACCAAUUUUCCUGUGUGUAUGUGGGUCAGUCUGGAUCGUGGGUGCCUGCUCCAUGCAAUCAGUCCCUUCCCAGUGUCUGCAAGCGCUCGACUGAGAUUGCUCCAACACCAGACUCUAACUUUCCUGGUCAAUGUUCAGAUAAAUGGAUGCCUUUUCAGGGCCAUUGCUACCUCUUUUCAAACAGACAAAGAGACUGGUCAGAAGCUUCUACAGACUGUAUUUUAAUGGGUGCAUCUCUGCUGAGCAUUGAAGAUACUAAGGAAGCUGAGUAUAUAAAUGGUAAACUGGAGAUUGAACAGGACACAUAUGAUGCCUACUGGAUUGGCCUGUACAAAACCCUCAGAGGUCAGUGGCACUGGCUGGACAAGAGUGUGCUGGACUAUACCAACUGGGCAGAUGGGCGUCCAGCAAAUCACAACCAUGCCGUAAUCUCAACAUCAGACUUUAAAUGGGCAGAUCAUUACGAGCACAUGAAUUUUCCAUAUAUCUGCAAAAAACCCAAAGAGCCAGGGACUGUAAAACCUACAGAAAGCCCAGUUCUGGAGGUUCACCGUUGGUAUACAGGGCUGAUUGUUGGUGUUGUUAUUACUUUGGUGAUUGUGAUGGGAUUAGUAAUGUUUGCAAUGUUUGACUACUACAAACGAACAGUUCUAGCCACCAUUCCUGCUUUUGAGAACCCACUAUACAUAAAAGAGAUAGAUCCACAUUCAUCAUAAAUAAAUAAGAAGAUUUAUAAAUAAAGAACAAACAGCUACCAAUCAAAUCAUUUAUCAACGGUAUGGAUAAAUUAAACUGUAUGGAUAAAUGCAACAGUAUGGAUAAAUGCAACUGUAUGGAUAAAUGCAUACAUGUAUGUAUGCAAAGGUGGAAGAAAAAAUCAUCAAUCAUCAGUCAUAAAAUUACAUGCUGGUUUUCAAUUACAUUGCAUGAGAGAAUUGAUACUGCAUUUGAGUGUAUUACAGUGACCAUUUAUCACUGCACAUUAUUCACUACUACAUUAUUUAUUUUUUCAGUUAAUGUAGAUUUCUCUGUUUCCCUUUUUGUUACUCAUGUCUUUAUACAUUAAAAUACCUAUUUGUGAGUAUCAUG
Molecule: messenger RNA, 4583 nt
Organism: Alosa alosa (allis shad)
Lineage: Eukaryota; Metazoa; Chordata; Actinopteri; Clupeiformes; Clupeidae
Product: macrophage mannose receptor 1-like
Exons: 30
Coding region: 56-4210 (1384 amino acids)
Molecular function (GO): signaling receptor activity
Source: RefSeq, a predicted model, not a curated record